GCCAGCCGGUAGUCGUUGGAGGAUUCCGGUGCUGCCUCUCGAUGUCCGUCCUGCGCGUCACUCGCUGAGGGGAGGGGGGAGGGAGACAAACACUCGUGGAUCUCGUGGAGCACCAGCGUCCAGCACCUUCGCAUCACAGCGGCACCGCGGGCCUCUUCUACCGGCCGUGAACAGCAGGAAGUGAAGCAUGAUGGCAGCGCUCGGCGGCGCCGGUCGCCUCAUCCAACUUGCCAGGAGCAGCGUGGGUCUGAGUGUGAGGAGACACUCAGCAGCUGCUGCGUUGGCUCAGACUGCAACUCCAGAGAUGCAGGAGAACAGGAAACCUAAGACGGGCAUCCUGAUGCUGAACAUGGGAGGCCCCGAGAAACUGGAGGACGUUCACGACUUCCUGAUGCGGCUCUUCUUGGACACGGACCUGAUGAAACUCCCCGUGCAGAACAAACUCGGUCCGUUCAUCGCCAAGCGCCGCACGCCGAAGAUCCAGGAGCAGUACAGUAAGAUCGGGGGAGGCUCCCCCAUCAAGCGCUGGACGUCCAUGCAGGGGGAGGGGAUGGUGAAGCUGCUGGACGAGAUGAGUCCGGAGACGGCGCCGCACAAGUUCUACAUCGGUUUCCGCUACGUCAACCCGCUGACGGAGGAGGCCAUCGAGGAGAUGGAGAAGGACGGCGUGGAGCGAGCGGUGGCCUUCACGCAGUAUCCUCAGUACAGCUGCUCCACCACAGGAAGCAGUCUGAACGCCAUCUACCGUUACUACAGCAACAGAGCUGACAAGCCCAAAAUGCGCUGGAGCGUCAUCGACCGUUGGCCCACACACCCGCUGCUGGUGGAGUGUUUUGCAGAACACGUCAGUAACGAGCUGCUGAAGUUUCCCGAAGAGAAGAGAGACGACGUGGUCAUCCUGUUCUCGGCUCACUCGCUCCCUCUGGCUGUUGUAAACAGAGGUGACCCGUAUCCUCAGGAAGUGGGAGCCACAGUUCAAAGAGUCAUGGAGAGACUGGGACACUGUAACCCCUACAGACUGGUGUGGCAGUCCAGGGUGGGCCCGAUGGCGUGGCUCGGCCCCCAGACCGACGAGGUGAUCAAGGGUCUGUGCGAGCGCGGCAAGAAGAACAUCCUGCUGGUUCCCAUCGCCUUCACGUCCGACCACAUCGAGACGCUGCACGAGCUGGACAUCGAGUACGGACAAGUGCUGGGGGAGGAGUGCGGCGUGGAGAACAUCCGCAGAGCGGAGUCGCUGAACGGGAACCCUCUCUUCAUGAAGGCUCUUGCAGACCUGGUCCAGUCCCACCUGAAGUCCAACAAGCCGUGUUCCCGCCAGCUGACGCUGCGCUGCCCGAUGUGCACCAACCCCACGUGUGGCGAGACCAAGGCUUUCUUCUCCAACCAGAAACUCUCAUAGUCACUCUCUCUCUCUCACACACACACACACACACUCACACACACUCUCUCUCUCAGACACACAGUUUCCCCGAGUGUCAGUCACAUGGAAAAGGUGACAUGAAGAAACAGAACGAAUAGUUUCUGCAAACGGACGAGAGGGUUUUUUGUCUUCUCAUCAGAUUUGUUGACGUCGUCGAGCAAAACGACGGACGACGUCAGAUUUAUUGUUUAAAAAGUCGACGCCACAGUUUUGACCGUUGAAUUUGACGGAGGUCAAAGGCGCUGUUGGUAUUUUGAAACGUGUAUAUUAUAAACCCUGUCUGCAGAUACUAUCUGACGAAUGUCGACAAAAGAGGCGACACUCCUGCAGAAACUGCUCAUAUCGCAUCAAGCUACAGGAAAGACGCUUUGCACAAUUAUUAUUGUUUUUAUUAUUAUUUUUCUACAUUCCGUUCACUCAGCCCCUGCGAACCUCCAUCAGGGACCCCGUAUUUCAAUUCUCGCUGGUGCUAAAUAAAUAGCAGUUGAACACGACGAUGAUUGCGACGACGUCGGUCGGUCGGCUGCUCCUCUUCCUCGCCCCCCUCCUUCCCCCCGGUCCUGCUGAAAUCCCUGCAAUGUGAUUGGACGAGGUGGAUGCUGCUCAAAACGCUGCUGAUUGGUCAGUUCAAGAGCAAGAGAGCGAGAGCGAUGAGGAAGAAGUGCAGACGUGUGACGCUACUUCAAAAGGAAUCAAGAGAAGAAGCCUUUUGCUGAUCGGGAGUCACAACACCAAGAUUUGGUCACGUGACCCGUUGGCGCCUGUUUCCGCGUUUAAUCCUCCUCCAAUCGUAACGUUGGAAAAGAGACGUGGCGUGAUUUCCACAGUUGACCCCUGGGAAUCUGUAGUCCAGCUGAGAUUUAAGGAAAAUAAUAACUAAGUUUAAUGCUGCGUUCAGACCAAAUGCGAAGCGGCACACAAAUUAUUGUCACGAAUUUUCUCAAACAAAAUACGACGAAGGAAAAGUACGAAAAUCUGAGCUAACACAGAACACGUUUCACUCUCUCAGUCAAAGAUGUUUUCGAGCCUUUGGAACGAAUCAUGUAGAAAUAACUCGAAAUAGACGUUUGAUUUUGCAACGCAACAAGCUCCGGAGGCUCUUCCUGAAUUAAAUCUAAUUGUUUAAAUGUGUGACGUCAGAAAAUAAACUCCCUUCUUUGGAGGGACUGCGAAGUAAAUCAUGAAGACAGCUUCAACUACAGCGACGCUCUCGGUAACAAAAUGCAUCAUGGGUCCGUUUAAAAAACCACUGCGUUGGUUCUAGAGAUUUAGUCCCAGUGUUGAUGGACGUUGGUCGUCUGCCUCGGUGAACCUCCCGGCACACGGAGCAGUCACCGAGUGUGGAGAACCGACGAAGAGUUUACUUUUAUAAUAAUAAUUUGCCUCAGCUUGGGAAACGUCUCCACGUCCGCCUGGUUCGAUCCCGCCGCCGCCGCCGCGGUCGCCCUGGACGAGACUCCCUGACAACGCGUCAAAGUCAAAAACUUCCACUUUUCACAUGGACUAACUUGACCUCUGACCCCUGAUCUUGCCCGCCCGCCCGUGAUGCAACAACAAUGUGCCUUCUACACUGGCGAACUAGAAAAUACUGGACUUGGGCUUUAUGUAUUUUUUUUUUUAACCAAAACAAAAUGCUGAAAGGAGAAAUCCACCGCAGAAUCUGACUUCACGUGUUCCUGCUGUAAACGGCCGCAAAGAUCCAGUCGACCCCCGAUAGGGAAGAUCGCUCACGCCACCAAUUAGUAGUCUGGGGAAAAAAAAGAUGUCGCGGCUACGGAUGUUCCCGCCUGAUGAAGGAGGAGCCAGUGAAGUAGAUCCUUGGCCACCGGCCGCGGCAUCGCACGCUGCUCUCAGACGGGCACGGAAGUCUGGACGCUUUCAUGGAAUUCGCAAAACCUCGCUGCGCAUAUUUGACGGAACUCUUUCUGGGACCUUUUCCGUGUUCACUCGUGAGAGUGCAGGAGGGAGUUUUUGGCGACGUGCGCCACCGUUCAAUGAGUGUUCCUGAGCGCUUGCUGCUCCGACUCGGACAGUCUCCUGCUGCGUCCUUCGUGUGUGAACGUCCAACUCCGGAAGAACGUCCUCGUUGUCUGGACUUUUCUUUCCCGCAGUUCAACCGCUUCAGACAAAACAAUCCGUCAUUAAAGUCGCACAUUCAAACCGCGUCGCCUGUUAGCGGAGCUGCGGCGUUAACAUGCCGUGACGCGAGGCGUUCAAACUGCGUAUUAGUAACUGAGACGAAAUGACAGAAGAAUUAAGAGAAAACGUGCAGCAGGAAAACACGCUGAAGUCUGUGACGGCUGCUUUUUCCUCCACAAACAUGUUUUCUAAUUUAAUUUUAAUUAAUCCUCAGUUUGUUUCAAAAAUGUGUGUGUGUGCAGAGCUCAUGUAUGUUGUGUGUGUGUAUGUGUGUGUGUAUAUAUAUAUAUAUAUAUAUACACACAACAUAACGAUGUAACUACAGCUUUGUAGCAGCUCCGGCAUAUUUUGGGUUGUUUUGAUUUAUUUAUUGUUUCUUUGUUGUUUUUUUUUGUUUUUUUUUAUGUGCACAUAAACCAUCUGUCUCCUGUUCAAUCUCUGUUUUAAAAAGAAAUCAUGUUCGAGUCACAUGACAUUAACAGUGCGAUUACAGCUGACGAGUCUUCCUGCAAAAUAAAAACACAAUAAAAAGAAAAAGAAUGAAUAUGAA
Messenger RNA from Scophthalmus maximus (turbot), 4109 nucleotides. It is a transcript of the gene fech, whose product is annotated as ferrochelatase. The transcript has 11 exons. Gene Ontology annotation, biological process: heme biosynthetic process. The coding region runs from base 188 to 1399 and encodes 403 amino acids. Gene Ontology annotation, molecular function: protoporphyrin ferrochelatase activity. The record is from RefSeq and is a predicted model, not a curated record. NCBI's taxonomy places the organism in Eukaryota, Metazoa, Chordata, Actinopteri, Pleuronectiformes, Scophthalmidae.